Gadus chalcogrammus (walleye pollock) is the source of this 1761-nucleotide messenger RNA. It is a transcript of the gene wscd1b, whose product is annotated as WSC domain containing 1b. Lineage: Eukaryota; Metazoa; Chordata; Actinopteri; Gadiformes; Gadidae. Bases 1 to 1761 code for a protein of 586 amino acids. The transcript has 8 exons. The record is from RefSeq and is a predicted model, not a curated record.
AUGUUGGCGCGGCUCUCGAAGGUGCACUGCUUCCUGUGGCGAGCCCAGGUGCUGCUGUUCUUCCUGGGCAUCGCCUACCUAAUGGCGGGCAGCAUUCUGCUCCUGCAGCGCUCUGGCCUGCGGGUCACGCAGACCAGCGGGGUCCCCUCCCUGUCCUCCUCCACCAAGCCCCCGCUGUCCCUGGUGGCCCCCCCCACCGUGCCCAGGGGGUCCGGCCUGAGCGCGAGGCAUCGCUCCCGGUGGGCCACCUACCAGGCCACCCCGGGGCCUGGGUCGGGGCCGGGGCCGGGCACGAGGGCCAGGCGACACUGGGCCGACUCCCGCGGCCUGGGGGCGCAGCACCUGCAGCACCGCUGGUUCCACGGCCUGCUGCCCGAGACCCUUGAGCAGAGGGGCGCUCAGCUCAGCAGCAGCGGCGGCAGCGGGAACUAUGUGGGCUGCUUCCUGCACGAGGCAGGGGACCGGGCCCUGGGGGGAACUAUCCUGUACGACCUGCGCAAGAUGACCAGCGCCCUGUGUCAGGACACCUGCGCCGAAAGUGGGUACCAGUAUGCAGGUCUAGAGUAUGGGGCCGAGUGUCACUGUGGGAACCGCAUCAGAAGCUCCCAGGCCCCCGAGGAGGACUGCAGUGUGAGCUGUCGCGGAGAGAGGGGCACCCCCUGUGGGGGAGUGGAGCGCCUCUCCAUAUACAAGGUGGAGCAACUCCCGGGACACAGGAAAUUCAGGAAUGUUUACUACAGCGGUUGCUUCAAGAUACCAAAGAGCACCAUCAGCGCCUUCCCCGUGGCCUCCCUCCAUCCCAAUCUCACCGUGCCAUCCUGCAUCGAGACCUGCACGGAUAAGGAGCUUCCGCUGGCCGUGUUGAAGACUCCCCGAUGUUUCUGCGCCGGGACCAGCUCUCUCUUCAGCCUCUCCCAGGAGCCCCAGGGACAGAUGUGUGGGAGGGACUCUGCUCUGAACCACACCAGCCUGGUUUCCCCCGCUACUCCCACAGCACCCACGCAGCAGGACUACUACCAAGUGUAUCACACGCCUGUCCUCGACUCGAGGUGCAAGGAAAGGACCUUUUUGCCACAACGCUCCAGCAAUCUGGUGGCUCUGUCCAGUUUCCCCGGGGCGGGCAACACCUGGCUUCGACACCUGGUGGAGCUGGUGACGGGAUACUACACUGGCAGCUUCUACUUUGACGGCACGCUGUACAACAGAGGCUUCAAAGGGGAGAAGGACUACUGGAAGAGCGGCCGGAGCAUCUGCGUGAAGACCCACGAGAGUGGACAGAGGGAGAUCGAGAUGUUCGACGCGGCCAUCCUGCUGAUCCGGAACCCGUACCGGUCCCUGAUGGCGGAGUUCAAUCGCAAGUGCGCCGGGCAUUUGGGCCACGCGACGGACACACAGUGGAAGAGCAAAGAAUGGUCAGAGUUCGUAGCGAGCUACGCCCCCUGGUGGGCAUCCCACGCGCUUAGCUGGCUGAAGUUUGGCCAGCGGCUGCUUGUAGUGCACUACGAGGACCUGCACAGGGCGCUGUUCCCGCCGCUGCGCCUGGUCACGCUGUUCCUGAACGUUACCGCCAGCGAGGAGAGGCUGAUGUGCGCGCAGAGCAACCAAGACGGCCACUUCAAGCGCUCCGGUGUAAAGCGGCCGUCCUUCGACCCCUUCACGGGGGACAUGAGACGGCUGAUUGACUCCUUCGUCAGGUCCGUGGACCAGGCUUUGCUUGACAGGAACCUCACGGGACUUCCACAGGAAUACCUACCCAGAUGA